This is a messenger RNA of Dreissena polymorpha, 816 nucleotides long. Its product is annotated as putative nuclease HARBI1. Bases 1 to 816 code for a protein of 271 amino acids. The record is from RefSeq and is a predicted model, not a curated record. The transcript has a single exon. NCBI's taxonomy places the organism in Eukaryota, Metazoa, Mollusca, Bivalvia, Myida, Dreissenidae.
AUGGAUGCUGUGAGACUUGUUGUGAUUGGUGCUCUAGUCCAGCAGCAGAAUCAGAACCUCCUCAGAUUGCAACAAGCUGUUGACAGAAGGAGAAGAGAGAGAAGAAGGAGAGACAGAGUUGUGUGGGUCAGACAGUGGAUACUGAGAAGGCCUGAACAUGGACUGUAUCACAAGCUGAUGGUGGAGCUAAGGAAUGAGGAUCCACGAGCCUUCCAUCACUUUAUGAGGAUGCCACCAGCCAUGUUUGAUGAAGUUGUACAGAGGCUGACCCCCCCCCCCCCCCGAUUGACCAAACAAGACACCAAUUACCGACCAAGCCUGGAACCUGGUCUCAAAGUGGCAAUCAUCCUACGGCACCUGGCCUCUGGUAACACCUACAGAAACAUGCAAUACGCCUGGAGGGUUCCCCACAACACCAUCAGUGUGGUAGCUAGAGAAGUGGUAAAGGCCAUCAUUGAGGAGUACACAGAUGAAUUGUUGUUUUGCCCAACAACUGAACAAGGAUGGAGAGACCUGGCUGACAAAUGGUACCAGAGAUGGAACUUUCCCCACACAGUUGGUGCCAUUGAUGGCAAGCACGUGGCCUGUAAAGCUCCUCCUAACUCUGGCUCAGAAUUCUACAACUGCAAAGGCUUUUACAGCGUGAUCCUGUUUGCCAUGGUGGAUGCUGACUUCAAGUUCACCUACGUUGACGUCUCAGGCAAUGGCUCAUCCUCAGACGUUCAGAUCUACAAUGAAAGUGAUCUCCCUCGUGGGCUGGACCAGAACAGGAUUCAUGCCUUUCCUCAGCCAGACCCCCUACCCAAUGACAAUUAG